This is a messenger RNA of Clonostachys solani, 978 nucleotides long. The record is from the annotation of a GenBank genome assembly. Lineage: Eukaryota; Fungi; Ascomycota; Sordariomycetes; Hypocreales; Bionectriaceae.
AUGUCGCUGGAAUGCAUAUAUGUUGUUCGUCAUGGAUUCCGCGGGGCCUGGAACGUCGAUCCUAGGACGGGAGUCUACUCGACCACAGUUCCUACGCCAACGGGCAUCGCGGCUGAUCCGGCGCUUACUUCCCACGGGACUCGCCAGGCCGAGGAGCUCGGCCAUCACUUGAUGACGCUUAACCCGCCUAUUGAUGCCGUGUAUUCAAGUCCUUACUAUCGCUGCCUCCAGACGAUUUCCCCCUUUGUGGAGCUCCGCCGCCGCCAGGUAGAAGCAUCAUCGGGGGCACCGUCUUCUGAUGGCGCGGCUGCCUCUGCGACCUCCAUCCGGCCAGAACAUGGCCUGGGGGAAUGGUACGGCCUUGCCCCCUUUGACCACCCCCAGCCUGCGUCAGGGAAGGCCCUCAAGGAUAAAUUCCCAGCCAUAUGUGAGGACUACAGCUCAACCACGCAUGCGCCUAUCAAGGGGGAGACGUUGGCACAGCUCUACGAGCGGAUAGCGACGUCGGCCCGCGCCAUUAUUGAGCGCUGCGAUAAUGAGGGAAAGAGGGCAGUGGUGCUGUGCACACACGCCGCUGUGGUCAUCACCCUUGGGAGAGUAUUGACAGGUUGCAUCCCCGAUGAUCCCUCAGUGCAGGAUUUCGGUGCCUUCACCUGUGGCCUGAGCGUCUUCAGGAGACCAGCUGCCGCCACCGGUGGGGAGAAACAGCAGCAGGGCCAAGUCCAGCGUCGGCAGGCAGGGCCGCCUGUAAGGGAGGGAGAAGUAACCCAUGUAUCGGAUGCAGCACCAGCCAUUUCGGAUGAAGGCAAGGAGAGACCGAGCUCCUUGGAAGUGGUUCCACCAUGGCGUUGCGAAUCAAACAGCGAUUGCAGUUUUCUAAGUUCAGGAGCAGAAAGAGGAUGGAUGUUCUUUGGCGACGAGUCGUUUCUCGAACUGGGGCCCACGUCUCAAGCUCCAAGCUUCGGCACGAAACUAUAG